GAAGUGCUUAACCUUUCAGACAGAAUAUUGCCAUAGUUUACAAAAUUACAUAAAUGUUUUGCUUUGUGGUACCCGCUGUUAUAAUGUUUGCCCUGAGCCUUUACAGGGAAACAGUGGCUGUGUGAGUUCCUGCAUAGUGUGGUGGUUUCAUGUGGCUGGAAGCUGAAACUGGAGAUUAUGAAGCUAGAGGAUCCAGAGGCGUUUGAAGAUGUUGCUGUUGAGUUUUCAGGAGAGGAAUGGAAGAUGCUAAGUAAACAGGAAAAAAAGCUACACAGGGAGGUGAUGGUACAGAACUAUGAGAACAUGGUGUCAGUAGGAUAUAACAUCCCAGUGGAGCACCUGUGGUUACUAAUUGGCAGAGACAUGGAAGUUCCCUCUGGAAAUACAGAAGAAGAAGGAAUACAGCAAGAGGAAUCUCAUGAUAGUAACGGCUUCAUCUGCAGGAAUACAGACUACAGUAAGAUUCAGAGUCAUCAGUUAUCACAUGUCAAAUGCCUUCAUUCUGAACAUGACAUGAUUUUGCUGGAUAAGACAUCUGUCACAAGAUGUGGCCCUCUACAGACGGGAAGUGAAUGCCAUAACUGCACGGAAUGUAAUGAGUGGUUUUCCUCUAAAGCUGAUCUAGAAAUGCAUGUAAAAACUCAUGGACAGGAACAGCCAUGCAAGUGGCAUUCUGACACUAAAAAAUUCAAAUUAUGGAAUAACAGCUCAGAUGAAAAGUCCAUUUCAUGUGGUAAAAAACAAAAUAAAGCCAGUGUUUCAUAUGAGACCAUGCUGUAUAAAGACGGUUCAUGUGACAAAGGCUUUAAAAGUAAAAAAUGUUUAUCAGGACAACAGAUUAUUCAGAAACCACAUAAGUGUGCCACGUGUGGCAAGUCUUUUACACGGAAGAGCAGCAUGGUAAUACAUCACUGGGCCCACACUGACCAGAAACCAUACAUGUGCUCCACAUGUGAUAAAGGUUUUGCAGAGAUGAGACAGUUAACAUUGCAUCAGUUUAUACACACUGGAAAGAAACCCUAUGAAUGUGCAAGUUGUGACAAGAGUUUUACACUUAAAAUAAGUUUGGAACGCCACCAAAUUAUACACACAGGACAGCGACCAUAUAAAUGUGCCAUGUGUGACAAGGCCUUUUCACGGAAGAGUAGCAUGGUGCGACAUCAUUUAGUUCACUCUGAACAGAAACCAUAUGAAUGUGCCACAUGUGGUAAAGGAUUUACACGGAAAUGUUACAUGGUAAACCAUCAGUAUGUCCACUCUGGAAUGAUGCCUUUUAAAUGUAUUACAUGUAACAAAGGUUUUACUGAUGAGAAAAGUCUAGCAAUGCAUCAAUAUACCCAUGCUAAUCAAAAGCCAUAUAAAUGUUCAACAUGUAACACGGGCUUUACAAAAAAGAGUAACAUGGUGAGACAUCAGUAUAUCCACGACGGGCGGUGUGGCGGGCAUGAACCCUUUAAAUGUGCCAUAUGUAAUAAAGGGUUUGCAGACAAAAAAUGUUUAGAAGUGCAUGAAGUUAUCCACAAUGUACAGAAACUUUAUAAAUGUGACACAUGUGGCAAAUAUUUUGCACACAAGGGUAGCAUGAUACGGCAUCAGUUAAUCCACACUGGGCAGAAACCUUAUAAAUGUGCCACAUGUGGCAAGAGUUUUACAUACAAGUACAACAUGAUAAGUCAUGAGUUAGCACACAGUGGGCAGACAUCAUAUAAAUGUGCAACAUGUGGCAAGGGUUUUAAACACAAGAGCACUUUGUUAAAACAUCGGUUUGUCCACACUAUGAACACAAAAGUUACUGAGAACAAACAAGUGGUAAUACGUUAGGAUCACCCAGUACUGAGUGUUAAGUAACAAGCCCCUUCCUAAUAAGAAACAUAUUUUCAGGAUGUGGAGGUAGAAAACAGAUAUUAUGAAACAAAGACAGACAUAUUUUUUGUAGUCGUAGGAAGAAAUGAGCGAAUAAAAACAACUUUCAGCCUGAUUUGUAUACACUAUUAAUACAAGUAGUCUUGUACAGACUACAGAAGGAGGCAAUACAUCAUGUGUUUGCUGUGGCUGUUAGGACUGAGGCUGUGCUGAUCUCAUGAAAUUUAAAUAUGUUCUAACUUAGACAUUUUUUUCCUCCAUGGCAUAAAAAGCUUACAUAUUUGAAAAAAAAUGAAACCAAAGACCAUCGUGGAAAAAGAACUUGUUAGCAAAAUUAACAGAGAGAGUCCUAGAUACAUUGCAGGUAUUGAAGUGUACACUGUUGCUAAACACCACAGACUGAAACGGUACUGAUUUGCAUAAACAUUAAAUACGCCCUUACUUCACAAUACAGCCAGUUCAUUCCAAUUUUAUUUCAAAAAUUCAAAAAAAAAAGUUUGAAAAGAGAAAAAAAAAAACAAUCUAGAUUGAUACCUGUUAUUCAGACUGUAUUCAUAGUUUCAACAUUAUGUAAUUCACAAGUGAUAUACUUUGCAUUUGAAGUAACCAAAGUUAAAAUGACAUCCAUUCUCACACUAACAAGAUGUUUUGUAAGAGAAAAAAGUGGACAUUUGAUCCCACAUUCCAAAGACAUGCAGUAGCUGGAGAUUGGACACACUAAA
Molecule: messenger RNA, 2585 nt
Organism: Protopterus annectens (West African lungfish)
Lineage: Eukaryota; Metazoa; Chordata; Ceratodontiformes; Protopteridae
Product: zinc finger protein OZF-like
Exons: 4
Coding region: 178-1821 (547 amino acids)
Biological process (GO): regulation of DNA-templated transcription
Source: RefSeq, a predicted model, not a curated record